This is a messenger RNA of Syzygium oleosum, 1566 nucleotides long. RefSeq names its product protein NRT1/ PTR FAMILY 8.1-like. The record is from RefSeq and is a predicted model, not a curated record. Gene Ontology annotation, biological process: oligopeptide transport; transmembrane transport. Bases 21 to 1439 code for a protein of 472 amino acids. The transcript is spliced from 2 exons. Gene Ontology annotation, cellular component: membrane. NCBI's taxonomy places the organism in Eukaryota, Viridiplantae, Streptophyta, Magnoliopsida, Myrtales, Myrtaceae. Gene Ontology annotation, molecular function: transmembrane transporter activity.
UUUAUCAAAUUCCCCAGGGAAUGAUUCUACUAACCCUAUCAGCUUCCCUAGAUGGCCUCCGACCGCUGCCAUGCAUGGCGAAGCCAUGCCAGAAGGCCUCCAACUUGCAGAAUGCGGUCCUCUCCAUCGCGCUUGCCCUGAUCGCCCUCGGGACGGGAGGCAUCAAGCCCUGCAUCUCUUCCUUCGGGGCCGACCAAUUCGACGAGGCUGACAAGAAGGAAGUCAAGAAGAAGUAUGCCUUCUUCAACUGGUUCUUCUUCGCCAUCAACAUGGGGGCCCUCUUGGGCAUCACGGUCUUAGUGUACGUGCAAGUGAAGAAAGGUUGGGUUUGGGGGUUUGGGAUUCCCACCGGGGCAAUGAUCAUAUCGAUCGUUGUCUUGCUGUGCGGCAUCAAGUAUUACCGGUUUCAGAAGCCGAUGGGGAGUCCGUUCACGAGGUUCAUGCAGGUGAUGGUGGCAUCGGUGAGGAACCACUUAAGAGGGGUGGAGGUUGGAUGUGAGACGUUGCUUUUCGAAGUGCAAACGGAGGAGUCUGACAUUAAGGGAGCUCGCAAGCUAGCUCGCACCUCACAAUAUAGAUUCUGGGAUAAAGCCGCAGUAAUAGCUGAUCGAGAAUCCAUCCCAACCACCAACCGCUGGCAUCUCUGCACCGUGACGCAAGUCGAGGAAUUCAAGUCCUUCCUGAGGGUCCUCCCUGUGUGGGCAUCCACCAUUGCGCUCUCCAUCUCCUUCGCCCAGCUCUCCACCUUCUUCAUCAGCCAAGCAACCAUCAUGGAUCGCCAGCUUGGCCACAGCUUCAAGGUCCCCCCCGGUUCCGUCCCCAUCUUUUCCGCCAUCAAUGCCCUCUUCCUUGUCCCGCUCUAUGAGAAGCUGAUUGUGCCGGCCCUGCGCCGGCGCACUGGCCACUACCGGGGCAUCACGUCGCUCCAGAGGAUGGGGGUCGGCCUCUUCCUCUCGAUCUUUGCAAUGGCCUCGGCUGCUAUGGUAGAGAGGAGGAGGCGCGAGCGCUCGCCUGCCCCGUUGAGCAUGAGCUUCUUCUGGCUCUUCCCUCAGUUCUUCCUUGUUGGCGGUGCUGAGGUGUUCACCUAUGUGGGCCAGCUCGAGUUCUUCUACGAUGAGGCGACGGAUGGGACGCGGAGCAUCAGCAGCGCAGUCUUCCUAAGCGAGAUCGGAAUAGGGAGCUGGCUCAGCACUGCGCUUGUCAAGAUCGUCGAGGGUGUGACCGGAGGAACGGAGAAAGGGUGGCUGAGGGAUGAUCUGAACCAGAGCAAGCUCGAUUACUUUUAUUGGGUGUUGACGUUGAUCAACGUGGUUAAUUUCUUGGUGUAUGUGGUGGUGGCUAGGAACUACAAGGGCAAGAAGGCUGCUGGUGUCAGUGUGAGUGAUGAAAGUAUGGUUGAAUUGGGGGGUCCUCAUCCCGAGCUUAGAGGAUCAUCAUGAUGCUUAGGAGUUCGGGAGUGUUGUGUCGUCGUGUUUUAGACUCAUGCUCGAUCAUUUCUAGCAAAAAAAAAAGAUUCAUGCUUGAUAACUGGGAGUUUGAGAGUGUUGCCCUUGGCCAAAUUUUCAA